Molecule: messenger RNA, 852 nt
Organism: Onthophagus taurus
Lineage: Eukaryota; Metazoa; Arthropoda; Insecta; Coleoptera; Scarabaeidae
Source: RefSeq, a predicted model, not a curated record
GAGGUUAUGUUUACUUUUAAGGUUAAUCAAUAAAGGUUAAUUUCUACAUAAAAUAAAAAUUCAAGUACUGAAUAUUAAAUUAAAGUAAUAACAAAACAGAACACUAGUAGAAUGGCUUUACAGGAAGUAGCAGAUGAAUAUUUUCGUAGCAUAAAUUCAACGGCUAAAAGGCUGUGUGAAGACAUGAAAGAAAUCAAAUCUAAUUACGAACACCUUUGGGAUGAUUUUACGGAGAGCGAAAAGUCUGAAAUCAUUAACGAAACGAUUGUAAAACCAGAGAUAUCAAUUCAAUAUGCAAAGCGUGGAAAUGUUAUUAAAAAGGAGUAUCAACCUUUACGGAAAGGGGAUAACAAUUACAGUUUUAAAGAUGAACAUUCUGGUCCAUUCCAAUUUAGGACUGUUAGUCAAGAAAACUUAUUUAUGUCUGGUACUAAUAAAAUUAGUUCUAGAAAUAACAAAGCAUUUAAAAAUAAGGAAAAAAAGGUUGAAAGCACCAUUUGUGAAGCUAAAAUGGAUGACUUGAAUGCCAUACCAAAGACUGGAUUAGAUUUAUUGGAUAAUUGGUAAAUUCGGUAAUUUAUGUAAAAUUUUAUUUAUGUUUUAUUGUGUUUUGUGUAAUUGCUCUGGAUGUUCUAGUCAAGCAAAAUGUUUUUGUUGUUGUUAUACUGCCAUACAUAUCAUAAAAGAACUGAUUGCUUGUUGUUUAUUUAAGCAGUUUUACGUACCAGUGUUUUUCUGUUUUAAUUUAAAGUAAUAUUUUUAGACAAGAAAAAAUUUAAAUUUACACAACUAAUAUACUUCUUGAAUAUGUACUUUUAUAAAAUGUAUACAAAUAAAUACAUACAUAAAUAA